AUGAAACUAGAUAAUAGCCUUGGUGAGGUAAGAGAGGAGACAUUGUUUCACGCAACUUCCGUAAGUAAUGCUAUACGUAUUGCUCACAAAAAUAUCGACUGGCGUUUAACGGGCCGAACAAGAUUUGGGAAAGGUGCUUGGUUUUCACCGAAUGCAGCUUAUGCCAAUAGAUAUGCGGGAAGGAGAGGAGCCUUUAUCAUUGCAAGAGUGCUUGUGAGGAAAAUUGAAGAAACAGGCAUUGAUUACGACCUAGAAAUACCUUCGACAAACGAUUGUGACACUACACUACGGAACGACGGAAACGUUUAUGUUAAAUAUGACGAUAAUACUUUUUACCCGGAAUAUAUUGUUCAUUAUUCCUAA
Macrosiphum euphorbiae (potato aphid) is the source of this 363-nucleotide messenger RNA. Lineage: Eukaryota; Metazoa; Arthropoda; Insecta; Hemiptera; Aphididae. The record is from the annotation of a GenBank genome assembly.